CCUUGAUAGCAAGGCCCCCUUUCUUGUCAAAAUGGCAGCGCCCAGCAUGCUGGGGAGGUAACUCUAAGGUGGGGAGGGGGUGCGGCGGGUAAGAGACCUCCCAGGAGAGUAAGCAGCGUACCGCACUUCAGAUUUUGAAACACCCAGGGACCGCCAUACUACUUUCUACAGUGGCCUCACCAGUUUGCAUUUCCGUCAGUGGUGUGCCAGGCUUCCUAUUUUUUCCAGAUCGCAGAUACUGUCUCCUUUGGGAUUAAAACAGACUAAAAGACUCUGUGAAAUAAGUUUCUACAAUGAUUUGUUCGACACUCAGGAGAGUUGGCCACGUGCAUAUCUACCUGGUGAGGAAGGCCAGCGGUGUCUCCAAAGGCCAUCAUCAACAGACUGUGGGCUCAAGACCUGAUGCUUCAGAGUUUGCUGCCCGAGGAGCUUCGGGCAACGUGCUGGAGCUGCUGGGCAAAUCCUACCCUCAGGACAACUACAGCAACCUCUCCCGGAAAGUUCUCUCCAGGGUUGGCAGGAAUCUGCACAAUCAGCAGUAUCACCCUCUUUGGCUGAUCAAGGAGAGGGUGAAGGAACACUUCUACCAGCAGUAUGUGGGCCGCUUUGGGACUCCGCUGUUCUCAGUUUAUGACGACCUUUCUCCAGUGGUCACCACCUGGCAGAACUUUGACAGCCUGCUCAUCCCAGCCGACCACCCCAGCCGGAAGAAGGGAGACAACUAUUACGUGAAUGGGACUCACAUGCUGCGAGCUCACACGUCCGCACACCAGUGGGACCUGCUGCAUGCUGGGCUGGAUGCCUUCCUGGUGGUGGGUGAUGUCUACCGGCGCGACCAGAUAGACUCCCAGCACUACCCAGUGUUCCACCAGCUGGAGGGCGUCCGACUCUUCUCGAAGCAUGAGUUAUUUACUAGCAUAAAGGAUGGAGAAAGCCUGCAGCUCUUUGAACAGAGUUCUCGUUCUGCCUAUAAACAGGAGACACAUACCAUGGAGGCCACAAAACUCGUUGAAUUUGACCUUAAGCAAACGCUUACCAGGCUUGUGACACAUCUUUUUGGAGAUGGACUGGACAUUAGGUGGGUAGACUGCUACUUCCCUUUUACUCAUCCUUCCUUCGAGAUGGAGAUCAACUUCCACGGAGAAUGGCUAGAAGUUCUUGGCUGUGGGGUGAUGGAACAGCAACUAGUAAAUUCAGCUGGUGCUCAAGAUCAGAUCGGUUGGGCUUUUGGCCUGGGAUUGGAAAGACUGGCCAUGAUCCUCUAUGACAUCCCUGAUAUCCGCCUCUUCUGGAGUGAGGAUGAGCGUUUCCUGAAGCAGUUCCGCGUGUCAGAUAUCAACCAGAAGGUGAAAUUUCAGCCUCUUAGCAAAUAUCCUGCUGUGAUAAAUGACAUCUCAUUCUGGUUACCCUCUGAGAAUUAUACAGAAAACGAUUUCUAUGACUUGGUACGAACAAUUGGAGGAGACCUGGUGGAAAAAGUUGAACUGAUAGACAAGUUUGAACAUCCAAAAUAAACACAGGAAAUCUGAGAACAAACCAGCACCAGCAACCAUCAUGUGAGCACAUCCCAGGGCAGCACAGGCUCACUUCCUCCCUCUCCGACCCUGCGGGUCAGGCCAUGUCUCCACUGAACCAUGAGGGACCUGAAGCUGAGCCAGCACCUUGCAAAACCAGGAUGGAAAGCUCAGCGUCCUCCCAGGCCACCAUCCAAGGGGACACAGAGAGGCAGCAGGGCCCUGAGCUGGACAGAUGCCUCAGGUGGAGGCCAGCCCGACCUCUAGGAAAGGAAGAUGAGGCACGGGGGAUAGAUGUCAGGAUCUGAAAGCAAAGCCAGUGAAGCCGCCCUUUGAGGUUGGGGAAUGAAGAAAGCUUCACACCAGGUAAAUGGAGGCUGCAGCAGGAAGAGGGAGAAAAGCUCUGCUUCUCUGACAGGACAACAGGAGUUUGGCGAGGGGUGGAUUAGGCCAAGUGUUAUCCUCCAUGAUGAAACGCAGCAGCCGGUGGUAAUGAAAUAUUUAUGAAUGGGGAGGCGAUGCUGCAUUCUGCAGUGCAGCACAGGGGAGAGCGAAGUUUCAAGAAUACUGUAAUAGCAAAACCCUCCAUUAAUUAUCGGAAGCAAGCUGUAACAUCAGUUCCUAUGGCAACAGGGUCCCCAAUGGAUUUUGUCCUUUUUUUUUUUUUUUAAGCUGCUCCCAUUUACUGUGGUACAUUGCAUUUGUUUCCCACCAGAGGCUUGUGCUUGUCCUUUGCAAAUGAAUUCGUCCUGUCCUCACAGUGGCUGCAGUAGAGACUGGCAGGCCAGGGCGCAGGGAAAGUGAAAGAUUAUGCAACUUUGUGCUAAGGAUGGUGAUAGGUGUUGUGAGUAUCUUCACUUUGAAGGGGAUGGAAGGGCAAAAGGCACUGAAGGUAACUAGUAAAGAGUGUGGGGUUAUUAGGGAGGAUGUAUCCAGGUCACCCUGUCCUCCCCGCCACCACCCCCCCUCCUCAGCCACAGUGUUUGUGAUCCAGGACUGCACCAGGGAUGUGUCCUUGCAGCCCAGCUGAACUCUCCAUCAACAUGCCCACUGCAGCCGCAGUGGAAUCUAAUACCCGCUCAUAAAGCUCGGAUGUGAGUGCUCCAGGGUAGGAUGUAUGAGAGACAGGGCUGUGGUUCCCAGGGAAGCCAGAGCAGCUGCCCCCUCUGCCUGUGGCCAGUUCUCCCCAUGUUCCACCUUUACCCACCACUUCCCUCCCCUGCCCAAAUGCAAGUUUAAUUUGGCAGCAGUGUGAAAGUGGUUCUUUCAGGGGGAGCCAUAUUGGGAUGGACUGGCCCUGGACUGCUAUCCCCUGGAACACCCUGUCCCAAGCCACAGGAGCUACCCCGGGGCAUGGUCAGUGGCUUCACACAUCCUGCUAAUGAUAGGGCCCCCAGGUCAUUCAGGAGCCUCCUGAGAAUGAUGUGGGUCCUGCUAAAUAAAUGGCCUGGGGCAGCGGAGUGGGUGGGGGUCAAGUCUCUGCCUUGACUCGGAGAGAGUGUCGGUCUCAUAUCAUGAAGCUGUUCCAGGUCAAAAAUAAAUUUCUACUUCUCCAGAA
This is a messenger RNA of Leopardus geoffroyi (Geoffroy's cat), 3072 nucleotides long. It is a transcript of the gene FARS2, whose product is annotated as phenylalanyl-tRNA synthetase 2, mitochondrial. Gene Ontology annotation, cellular component: cytoplasm; mitochondrion. Gene Ontology annotation, biological process: phenylalanyl-tRNA aminoacylation. The coding region runs from base 294 to 1514 and encodes 406 amino acids. The record is from RefSeq and is a predicted model, not a curated record. The transcript is spliced from 9 exons. Lineage: Eukaryota; Metazoa; Chordata; Mammalia; Carnivora; Felidae. Gene Ontology annotation, molecular function: ATP binding; tRNA binding; phenylalanine-tRNA ligase activity.